CAGGUUCAUCUCCUCCCUCUAUUUCUUUCUGGAACCUUUCCCUUCUCUCGGACUCUCCCUCCUCCCUUGCUCUUCCUUCCCUGGCGGCGACGACUGGGCGAGCGGCGGCGCCGUUUGUAACGUCUUCGCCCAGCUCUUUGCCGGCGACGAGCACCCACAAGGUUUCGUCUCUAUGGGGUUAUUCAGGGGCAGCUUUACUCUCUUGGUGGGAAUGGGAUGCGGUAUCUAUAUAGCUCAGAAUUACAACGUUCCAAAUGUCAAGAAGCUGUUCAACACCUACGUUUUCAUGGCAAAGCACAUCGAGGAAACCUACCGGAAGCCAAAGAAAGACGAUGAUUGAUCCUUUUAUAUUGGUCUUCCCUGCUAUGCUCGGGGAAAGUGGAGUACAGCUAACGUGAUAGGAAACAUUUUUGAAUUGGCAAGGGCAAUUUUGGUGAUCGACAGGUUAUGAACUAUGGUGGAUUAUCUUGGUUAGUUGUGGAAUUCAGUUCCUGUAAAAAAAUGUUGGUCUGCUUUGACCAUGAAUAUGUAGACGAGCAUUUCCUUUGGUCGUGUUCCUGUGCCUGGAAAAUGCGCAGAACUUUGCAGCUGAAGUGUGGCGGUGGAUAAUCUCGCAUCAUAAUAUGAAUGCACUGAAACAUUUUGGCAUGUUUAGGUUUGCUUUGUUUUCUUAAAUUGCAGUUUGCC
Messenger RNA from Panicum virgatum (switchgrass), 687 nucleotides. RefSeq lists its product as uncharacterized. The record is from RefSeq and is a predicted model, not a curated record. Bases 173 to 340 code for a protein of 55 amino acids. Lineage: Eukaryota; Viridiplantae; Streptophyta; Magnoliopsida; Poales; Poaceae. The transcript is spliced from 2 exons.